AUGAAAUUUGGUACCCAAGUUAAGGUUACACUAUCUGCUACCGAAAUUCAGACUGAUACAGCCCAACACGACCUCGACUUUCCCGAUGACGACAGCUUUUGGAUGGAGACUACGUCAAUCGAUAAAAAACUUUUAACUCCAAAAUUCACCAGAGAUGUCCUAUCGACCCUUCAUCAGAAAAGCAUGGAUGAUCGCUCAGAUUCUAAAGAUGAGGACAUUAUGGUGGUUAAAAGCCUCAACAUGAUAAACCAACUAAAGAGUCUCACGCCUUAG
This is a messenger RNA of Arctia plantaginis, 273 nucleotides long. The record is from the annotation of a GenBank genome assembly. NCBI's taxonomy places the organism in Eukaryota, Metazoa, Arthropoda, Insecta, Lepidoptera, Erebidae.